AUGUCUUGCUCUGGUAACCCCUCCAACUGUUCUUUCUGCGGAAACACCGAAACCAACUGUGCCAAAGUUGAAGUUAACGGAUGCACCACCAACCCCAAGGAAUGUACGGUUUGUCAAGGUAAUGGAUGUGUAGCCAAGGCAUGUACAGGUAACACCUCCACGUGUCAAGCAUGUAAAGACGGCCAUUACACCACCUGUCGAAAGGCCCAAGUCCAAGCUAGCGAGGGCAUCGAACCUGCUCGACCUGCUCCUAUCGCCUAA
This is a messenger RNA of Kwoniella botswanensis, 261 nucleotides long. RefSeq lists its product as uncharacterized. The record is from RefSeq and is a predicted model, not a curated record. The transcript has 3 exons. Bases 1 to 261 code for a protein of 86 amino acids. NCBI's taxonomy places the organism in Eukaryota, Fungi, Basidiomycota, Tremellomycetes, Tremellales, Cryptococcaceae.